Messenger RNA from Polychytrium aggregatum, 3372 nucleotides. RefSeq names its product P-loop containing nucleoside triphosphate hydrolase protein. The record is from RefSeq and is a predicted model, not a curated record. The transcript is spliced from 13 exons. The coding region runs from base 1 to 3372 and encodes 1123 amino acids. Gene Ontology annotation, biological process: cytosolic ribosome assembly. Gene Ontology annotation, molecular function: GTPase activity; GTP binding; ribosome binding. Gene Ontology annotation, cellular component: cytosol; ribonucleoprotein complex. NCBI's taxonomy places the organism in Eukaryota, Fungi, Chytridiomycota, Chytridiomycetes, Polychytriales.
AUGCCCGUGAUUACACCCGAGCAGCUCGUCUCGCUCCAGCAAGCUCGGAGCCAUAUCCGCAACAUCUGCAUCCUGGCCCAUGUCGACCACGGCAAGACGACGCUCUCCGACUGCCUGCUGGCCUCCAAUGGCAUCAUCAGCCCAAAAAUGUCGGGCAAGAUUCGCUAUCUCGACUCGCGGGAGGACGAGCAGGAGCGAGGCAUUACCAUGAAGUCGUCGGGCAUCUCGCUGCUCUUCAAGAUCAUCAAGCACAUCACCCUUGCCGGCACUGUCGAUGACGGGACACUAUCCCAGUCCAAGACCGAGGAAGACGAUUAUCUAAUCAACCUGAUCGACUCGCCCGGACAUGUCGACUUUUCAUCCGAGGUCUCGACAGCUUCGAGACUAUGUGAUGGAGCCCUGGUCAUUGUCGACACCGUCGAGGGUGUCUGCACACAGACCCACACGGUGCUGAAGCAGGCAUGGGUUGAAAACGUCAGACCCAUCGUUGUGCUCAACAAGAUCGACCGGCUCAUCACCGAGCUGAAGAUGACCCCGACCGAGGCAUACAUCCACAUGAAGAACAUCCUGGAACAGGUCAACGCCAUCAUGGCCGUCUUUUACUCCGAGGACCUGAUGCAGGACGAUGCCCGAAAGUUCGAGGAGGUCCAGCAAAAGAAUGCUGCCCCGACCACCAGCAAAGAGGAUGCCGAGGCCCUGGCCAGCGGUCUGGAAGAUUGGAAUCUCGAGGAUCGCGACGACUCCAACAUCUACUUCUCUCCGGAGAAGGGCAACGUCAUUUUUGGCAGCGCUGUCGACGGCUGGGCAUUCAGAAUCAACCAGUUUGCCUCCAUCUACGCCAACAAGCUUGGCAUCAAAGAGUCGCUUCUGCUCAAGGUCCUGUGGGGCGAUUUCUACUUGGAUCCCAAGACCAAGCGGGUUAUUGGCUACAGGUCGCUGAAGGGCCGGUCGCUGAAGCCCAUGUUUGUGCAAUUUGCGCUCGAGAACAUCUGGGCCGUCUACGAUGCGGUUUUCAACCAAACCGACCGCUCCAAGGUCGAAAAGAUCGUCAAGGCGCUGAACCUCAAGAUCCUACCCCGCGAUAUGCGAAGCAAGGACAGCAAGAUGCUGCUGCAGUCCAUCUGUGGCCAGUGGUUGCCACUCUCCAGCUCGGUCCUGGCGGCGGUUGUGGAGCUGCUUCCCUCGCCCCUCGAUGCCCAACGAAUCAGAAUGCCAAAGAUUCUCCACCCCGAACGCCACAUCUCGGCCGGGAACGAUCUGGCCGAGGAUGCUGACGCCUCAGAGCUUGACCGUGCUGUCUAUCGCUGCGAUGCGAGCGCCAACGCCCCCAUUGUCGUCUACAUCAGCAAGAUGUUUUCUGUCCCCGCCAAGGAUCUCCCGGUCAACAAGCGCGUCCAGCUUACGGCCGAGGAGAUGCGGCUCAGGAAAAUGCAGACGCUGCGCAUGCGGCAGGAGAGCGAGGGCCAGCAUCCCAACCGCAGUCUCUCGACCGAGGAGCUGAGGCUCAAGCGGCUGAGUGCGCUUCAGCUCCAGGGCGAGGGACCGGCUCCUCUGGCCGAGAUGGUGACUGCCGUGCCGGCGCCAGAACAACCCAAGAACGAUGACCAUGAGCACCUGAUUGGAUUCGCGCGCAUCUAUUCCGGCACCAUCAAGACGGGCCAGACCCUGCAUGUUCUUGGGCCCAAAUACGAUCCCCGGUUUCCGGACAAGUACCGAUCCGAGAUCAUCGUCGAGCAGCUUUAUCUGCUGAUGGGUCGCGAGCUGCAGCCCCUCGACGAGGUUCCGGCAGGCAACGUCUUUGGCAUCGGCGGACUCGACGCCCAUGUUUUGAAAACCGCCACGCUGAGCAGCACCCCGGAGUGCCGCAGUCUCGGCGGGCUCCGUGUCGAUGCUCCGAUCGUGCGUGUCGCCCUGGAGCCCAAGGAUCCCACCCAAAUGAACCAACUCCGUGAGGGACUCAAGCUCCUCAAUCAAGCUGAUCCCUCUGUCGAAGUUGUUUUGCAAGAAACAGGAGAGCACGUCAUUCUGACUGCAGGCGAGCUUCACUUGGAGCGCUGUCUCAAGGACUUGAAGGAGCGCUUCGCCAAAAUCGAAAUCCAGUGUUCUCCGCCAAUCGUGCCAUUCCGCGAGACAAUCUCAAAGUUCCCGAGCCUGACAGCAACGACGACGGGCGAAGCCAAAGACGACACAGUCGACACUGAUGACGAUGAGGCCACAGAGGCCAAACCCCCAGCUGCGCUUCCAACUGGCAGCACCGUUCUCUACACCCGGAACAAGACAUGCAAGGUCCAUGUGCGCGCUCUCCCGCUGCCUCCGAAUGUGGUGCAGUUCCUCAUCAAGAGCGAAGCCAGCAUCAAGUCGGUGCUCCAAUCCGACGACAGCGGCAGCCACAUCGACGACCUUCUCAGCAAGCUCAAGGAAGAGUUUGCGAUUGCAGAGAAGGAAGGCGACCUUGUCGAGCCCGAGAAGUGGGCCGGUGUUGUGGACCGAUUGUGGGCUUUUGGACCCAAGCGCAUCGGCCCAAACAUGCUUGUCAACAACAUCGCGGGAUACGACCGCGCUGUUUGGAUCCGCAACGCCAAGGCUAGUGGCCAGUAUACCUCGUCCAACAACAAUGAGUUGGAUCGGGCCUUUGACGACGAUGCCCGCGAGAGCCUCGAGGACAGCGAGGACGGCCAACAGGAUCGCGAAGGGCAGGACGAAGGUCCUGUCGAUGGCGACCACAUCCUCGGCGCCAAGGAUUUUGACGGCAGCAUCAACACAAGCUUUCAGCUGGCCACUCAGGUUGGCCCCAUGUGUGCCGAGCCGAUCAUGGGAGUGUGCUACUUUGUUGAAGAGUUUGAAAUCGAUGCGGCGGCACAGACAUCGAAGGUUAGCUCGCUUUCUGGACAGAUUCUAGCAACCUUCAAGGAUGCUUGCAAGCAAGCCUUUCUGGGAUGGUCCCCGCGCCUCAUGCUGGCGAUGUAUUCGUGCGAGCUGCAAGCCCCAGCUGAGGUCCUGGGCAAGGUUUACGCCGUGUUGGCCAAACGACGAGGACGCAUCAUUUCCGAGGAGAUGAAGGACGGCACGCCCUUCUUCAACAUCAAGUCGCUUCUUCCUGUCGUCGAGAGUUUCGGAUUUAACGAUGAUAUUCGAAAGAGAACCAGUGGCGCGGCCAGUCCACAGCUGAUUUUCUCAGGCUUUGAAGUCUUGGACCAGGAUCCAUACUGGGUGCCCACGACCGAGGAGGAGCUGGAAGAUCUUGGCGAGAAGGCCGACAGAGAAAACCUGGCCAAGAAAUACCUCGAAAACGUCCGGAAACGCAAGGGUCUCUUUGUCGAGCGAAAGAUCGUCGAGCAUGCCGAGAAACAGCAGACACUGAAGAAGAAAUAA